This is a messenger RNA of Passer domesticus (house sparrow), 6286 nucleotides long. RefSeq names its product DnaJ heat shock protein family (Hsp40) member C7 (gene DNAJC7). The coding region runs from base 16 to 1653 and encodes 545 amino acids. Gene Ontology annotation, molecular function: protein binding. The transcript is spliced from 14 exons. NCBI's taxonomy places the organism in Eukaryota, Metazoa, Chordata, Aves, Passeriformes, Passeridae. The record is from RefSeq and is a predicted model, not a curated record.
UACCGGCCCCUCCCGAUGCCGCCGCCGGGCUCCUCCGCGGGCGCCCCCUGCCGGCCGGGCCCCGCCCCGCCCCGCCGGCGGAGGGCCCGCCCGUUCCGGCCCUCGCCCCGCCCCGCCCCGCCCCGGUCCGGCCCAGCCCCGCGCGGUAAGAUGGCGGCGGCGGCGGCGGCUGAGGCCGAGUGCGAUGUGGUCAUGGCGGCGCCCGACGGGCCCGGCGAGACCGACAGCGACGAGGAGGCGCGCAGAGAAGCAGAGGCAUUCAAGGAGCAGGGAAAUGCAUACUAUGCCAAGAAAGAUUACAACGAAGCAUUCAACUACUACACAAAAGCCAUAGAUACGUGUCCCAAUAAUGCCAGUUAUUAUGGGAACAGAGCUGCCACGCUCAUGAUGCUGGGCAGGUUCCGAGAAGCACUGGAGGAUGCUCAGCAGUCAGUCAGGCUGGACGACAGCUUUGUACGGGGCCAUCUCCGGGAAGGGAAGUGCCACCUUUCCCUAGGGAAUGCCAUGGCUGCCAGCCGCUGCUUUCAACGAGUUUUAGAACUGGAUCAUAAGAAUACCCAGGCACAGCAGGAGCUGAAGAAUGCCACGACUGUGCUUGAGUAUGAAAAAAUAGCUGAAGUGGAUUUUGAGAAACGGGAUUUCAGGAAGGUUGUGUUUUGCAUGGAUCGUGCUCUGGAGUUCGCUCCCGCCUGUCACCGGUUCAAAAUCCUCAAGGCUGAGUGUUUGGCACUGCUGGGCCGGUACCCCGAGGCACAGUCUGUGGCCAGCGAUAUCCUGCGCAUGGACUCGACCAACGCCGACGCGCUCUACGUGCGCGGGCUGUGCCUCUACUACGAGGACUGCAUCGAGAAGGCCGUGCAGUUCUUCGUGCAGGCCCUCAGGAUGGCCCCUGACCACGAGAAGGCCUGCCUUGCCUGCCGGAAUGCCAAAGCACUUAAAGCGAAGAAGGAAGACGGGAAUAAAGCAUUCAAGAAAGGCAACUACAAACUAGCAUAUGAACUGUACACAGAGGCACUAGGAAUAGACCCAAAUAAUAUCAAAACAAAUGCCAAACUCUACUGCAACAGGGGGACGGUUAAUUCAAAGCUUAGGAAACUUGAAGAAGCGAUCGACGACUGCACGAACGCGGUGAAGCUGGACGACACCUACGUCAAAGCCUACCUGAGGAGGGCACAGUGUUACAUGGACACAGAGCAAUAUGAAGAUGCUGUAAGAGACUAUGAGAAGGUUUAUCAGACAGAGAAAACAAAAGAACACAAGCAGCUGCUAAAGAAUGCACAGGUGGAACUGAAAAAGAGCAAAAGGAAAGACUACUACAAAAUCCUGGGGGUGAACAAAAACGCCUCUGAAGAUGAGAUCAAGAAGGCUUACAGGAAACGAGCACUAAUGCACCAUCCAGACCGACACAGUGGAGCAAGUGCAGAAGUACAGAAGGAAGAGGAGAAGAAAUUUAAGGAGGUUGGUGAAGCCUUCACCAUCCUGUCAGAUCCCAAGAAGAAGGCUCGCUAUGACAGUGGGCAGGACUUGGAAGAGGAUGGAUUAAACAUGGGAGAAUUUGAUCCAAAUAACAUCUUCAAGGCCUUCUUCAGCGGGCCAGGGGGCUUCAGCUUUGAAGCUUCUGGGCCUGGAAAUUUCUUUUUCCAGUUUGGCUAAGAAGCAAACAAACACAAAUCAAACCACACAUACCUGAUCUGCUUCUUUUAACCUCGGAUACGGACAGCCCCAGACUCCUCCUCCAUCACGUCUCGUUGUCCUUAGAGCAGUUUCAUUUCUGGGUUGGAGCCUCUGUUUGUGUGUUGUGUGUGUGAAGAGGAAACCAGCUCGGGAGGGGAAGGCUUGUGAAUUUUGUUUUACUGUUAACUUUAUUAAAAAAAAAAAAAAAAAUAAAGCUUUGAAUCUUUUGGUCCCUCCAUGCUGGCCCGUGCUUUCAGCUGCUUCUGCCCCUCAACACGGAGGAUUUCCUGGAAUCUUCCCAGAAUCUCCACAUGUGUGAGGGAGAAAGAAUUCCUGGUUUGUUCUGGUUGCUUCCAAAGCAGCAUGUCCAGGGUUUGGAGUAACUUGUAAGUUAUGUUAAUCUUUUGGAAAUACUGCCAAGGCUCAAUCCAGUUUUGUACAAUCCCAUUUCACCUGCAAGCCUGGCUUCUUUGCUCUUUUUAUUUCUUUUUUUUUUUUCAUGGUUCUCCCAGCAAGGCCCACUUGGGCAUUAAACUUCUAUGAUAACAUGUGAGCUUACAAUUCUGUAUCAGAGAAAUGCUGCUUAGAGUUCAAAGAGCAGCUUAUGUGAGAAUUCCCUGUGAUGCAGCUGGAAUUAAGGGCUUUGUGUUCCCAAGAUUGUCCUGUUUAAGGGAAUAUUGAAUUUGCUCUGGGCUGAAUUCCUUCACUGUACUUUUUUAAAUUAAUCCACUUGAAUAUUUUAUAUUUGUGCUAAACUUGAUUUUGUUGAGCUUGAUGUGUGAUUUCCUGUUACUGAUCCAUGACAUGGGUGAGUCUUUCAAUGCCAAGUGAGUUCCAGGCAGGGGUCCUGGGUGGUUUGGGAUGUGCAGCAGUUGUGUGUUUAGUUAACCUGGCUGAGUGGUUUUCCUCUGGCAGUGAUUUACUCCUCCAAAGCAGCAAGAAAAUGCAAAGUCCAGCUCUGAACUGGCAGUCUGUACUUUCUUUGGGCAGUGUCAGGACAGGAGCUGGAGGGGUGGAUGAGCUCUGGCCUGGAGCUGUGUCCUGGUGGGUUUGGUGUGGGACACUGCCUGUCAGCAGUUUGAUUUUCACCCAAAAGGUGGUGUUACAGCAGGGUCCCCCCUUUUCUCUGCAGCAUGGGCAGCACCUUCUUGUCCAGGUGCCCUGUGUGAGCUCCUGUCUGGUGGUUCUGGAGCCUGCUGCUGUCAGCCCCAGUCCCAGGGGGUUGUGAGGGGAGCAGUGGGGCUGUGGCUGGGGGUCCUGGGCUGGUGCUCAGUGAGGGGCUGUGGCUGGGGGUCCUGGGCUGACCCUGGCAGCGUGGGGCUGCUGGAGGCUGGAGUUAGCUCAGAGAAUGGCUGUUUGUGAGAGAGAAGCUCCCAGGGACUCUGUAACAGCUGCUUUGCCUUCCCACAGCAGAGCAAACACUGCAGGGAGCUCCUUGCUCCAGGUGAUCACUGGAAUGCCAGGUCUUUGUCUUCCUCCUUCCCGAGGGCUGGGUGUGCCCUCCAGCAGGACAGGGACUGGUGCAGGACCUCGAGGUGGUCCUGCUGUGGUGUUUGGUCAGGAUUCUUGACAAUCUGCUUUCACAGAGGGAAAAUUUAAGGGCUUCAAUUUUAGCACUGCAGAAUAGAGUAUUUUACAACUCGUUUGAAACUCAGCUUUCUGAGUGAGCCAGUGCUGAGUUGUGCUUUCAAAACCCAACUCUCCCACGUUUGUUCUGCCAUCCUUCACAGCAGUGUGAGGGAUGGAGCCACCCAGGUGCACCCAGAGCAGCUGGGGCCUGGCACUUUUCAGGCUCUGAAAUGGUGAAUACGUGGGGAACUGAAAUACUGGUCUAUGCACACUGAUGCUUCCCCAGCUUUCCUGGCACUGUAAUCUGAGUUUACAAGAGUUUAGUGGCAUUUUGGUUCCAUGACACCUCGUCCUGUGUGUGUGUUGAUGUCACUGUACAGUUUGGGCUGUUCUCAGUCUCUCAUUGCUGAGCAGAGCCGUGUUCUGUGUCUGUCAGUGGGUUUAUUCUCAUUUUCCCCUGCCCCAGGGAAGUGUGAGCAGCUUCCUUCCUCCCUUCCUUCUCUCCAAGCUGACUGAGCCCAUUCCUUGGAGCACAGGAGUGGAAUGGCUCUGCUUCUGGGAGAGAAAAUGUAUACAGCAGCUAUUUAUAACCUGUACAUGAAUGCAUGAUUUAAUGUAGUUAAAUAUUCAUAUGGUGAGUGCCAAGACUUUCUACAGCACGUUGUUACGUGAAUCAAGGUGAAGGCAAAUGCAUGGAACCAUGGAAUGGAUUGGGCUUGGAGGCCUUUAAAGGCUGUCAAGUCCAACCCCCUGCCAUGGGCAGGGACACUUUCCACUAGCCCAGAGUGCCCUGGGACCUGUGCAGUCCCUGUUCCCCUGGCACAGAGCAGGGCUGAGCAGGGCUUGGUGGCACCUGGCACCUCAGGGCAGCAGCAGUGUCCAGUGGCACUGUGACCUCCACCGUGUCCCAGCACGGCUUGGGGACACAAAACUCUGCUUCUUUCCAAAAAAAAAUGGACUCAGCUGUGCAUUGCUUGGAGUGUUGCCUCCACACGUGGUGGUUCCAGGGCAUUGUCCAUGGGUUGUGCUUGGGUGUAGCUGCAGGGAAGCUGAGUGCCAGUGCUCCAGCUGCUCACAGCCCCCCUGUGUGCCCUGCAGCCCCAGGGGGGUCCCUGGCUGCAGGGAUUUGCCACAGAGACCACAAAUGAGCAUCUUCAAGAGCUGCAGUGCCUGUGCUGUUCCCAGAAGGACAGAGAGCACACAGAGGUGCAGGAGGUGGUGCUGUGGUGGCAUGGACACACUUUGGUGUGACUCUCAGCCUGGCAGCUCCUGCCAGGGCUCUCCAGGGGGGAAUGGCUGGUGCUGUGAGAGCUGCUGCCAGCAAGAAGGGCCUGGAAAGAGCAGAGGUGCUGUGGCUGAGAGGCAGACCAGGCUGGUGUGGCAGGGGGUGUCUUCCACCAGCCAAGUUGGGAGAAGAUGCUCUAGAGCUGGCAAGUGGCUGUCAGCUUCCCUGGGAAAGUUGUGAAGAGAAGUGUGUGAGGAGUGUGGCUGUGGGCAGAGCUGGCAUGGGAGGGCUCUGCUGUAGGACUGCAGUUUUGGCAGGGAGAUCAGGAAUUGUGUGGCUGUUGGGCUUUGCCUUGGAUGUGGUUUUGUCUGGUCGUGCUCAUAGAAUCGUGGAAUAGUUUGGGGUGGAAAGCUGUGAAGUCCAUUCAGGAGGUUGUGGCCACCCUCUUAAGGUUCCUCCUUGCUUUGGCUGCACUGAAACGUACCUGAUUUGGUUUUGAUCCUGGGAGUGUUCAGUGAGCAGCAUCCCCAGUGCUGCUGGCUGUUGUAAAUGCAGAAAUGCAAGUUGGAAAAUGGCAGAAAGACAAAUUGUUCAGGUACAAGAGUAUUGUCCAUGGAAUAGCAGGCCCCUCCACCCUCUGUGUCUGCUGAGACAGAGUGGGUGCUGCUGUGUCUGACAUGGGGGCUGGUGCCAGUCCCUGUGCAGCCACGCUGGCCCUGGACCUGCAGCCAUCAGAGAGCCACAGGGCUGGGCCACGUGCUGCUUUGCCAUUUCCAAAUGACCUCCUCAGUUUCAGUAAUAACUCCAGCUAUUCUCUUCUUUCUAAUGGAUGGUUUUCAUCCUGUUCAAAUUUGUGCCUUGUCCUUUCCCCUCCUCUUCCCUAGGGAACAGGACAACUGUGUGCUGCACCCCCCUGGAGCAGUGCUAGUCCCUGGGCAGCUGUGGCAGGGCUGUGCCAGGGGUAGGUGGCAGUGGCUGGUGGCUGUCCCUGCCCUUGGCUCUGUGGGGCCAUUCUGGGUCCCUGCAUGACUGUGGGAGCUGAUGUGAAACGCUCUGGCCUUCCUUGCCAGGCCCAGCUCUCCCCACUCCCACCAUCAUGGAAGGGGUUAUCCCUUCUUGGAGCAGUGCUGGGCGUUUUCCCUCACCCAGAUCCGAGCUUGGAGGGACAGCUGUGCUCUGUUGCUGGGACACUGCACCCGAGUGGAGCUCAGGGGUGGCCAGGCAGGGCAGGAUCCGUGGGGAGCCCAGCAGGAUGAGCAGCCCUGCUGCCAUCCCCGCCUGUCUGACUGCCCACCCUGUCCCCAGUGACCCCUGAUGGCUCCUGUGAACAGAGCGUGGUGUGAGGCAGCACCCGAGGGGCCACGGGGAGCACCCAGAGCCCCACAGUGCACGUGGGUCACAACUCUGUGGAUUAGUCAGGACAAACCCAGGCACCGAUGCGAAGCCACUUGGAGAGGAGCUUGUCCCUGUGCUGCCGUAUUUAUCUGAAUUGGAAUUCGGAAUGUUUACCUCAGUGUACAUAGCUCAACCUUUCCCUGGGAGGAAAGGGGAAUUGCAUGGAGCAAUUGCUGUCCCAUUGCUUUGCCAAACUCCUCAUCCUCUCCCAGCCGGGCUCCGCAUCGGUACCAGCUGUCCCUCUUGGACCUUUCUAGGAUGUGAAUGGUAAAAAUGUGAAUAUUUGUUGUUUACUUCCUUAGCAGAACUCCUGAUGCCGUGUUUGUAUGGGAAAUCAGCCUGAGCAGACCCAUAUGCAAUCGGUUUUACUUUAUUAUAAACUGUAUAUGAUGUACAAACUAAUAAAAACUCAAACGACGACAA